Molecule: messenger RNA, 1686 nt
Organism: Temnothorax curvispinosus
Lineage: Eukaryota; Metazoa; Arthropoda; Insecta; Hymenoptera; Formicidae
Exons: 4
Coding region: 1-1686 (561 amino acids)
Source: RefSeq, a predicted model, not a curated record
AUGAAAAUACGAACUGACAAUGACCAGCAGCAGCAACGCGCGGCUCAGGACAGUUUGAAAAACAUACAGGACAUAACGGACAUAACGGACAACGAGUCCGAUGCACCUAAUACCGAUCAGAUUAUCGAAGAUUGGUAUUCGGAUGACGAGGACGAUGAUGAUGAUGACGAGGAAGGUAAUCUUACUAUAGUGGAUAGUUCGAAAGACGAAAUCGAGCCUAUCGAGAAGACGCAAAACCUCGUUAUCAAGGAGGAGUCCCAGCCUGCGACAUCCGUGUCCAACGUACCCCAGCCGGCCGCCAUUGUGGACAAAUUAGGUGACCUGAGCAGAAUUGAUAUCAGUGCCGAAGUAUCCAAAUUGCUUUCUACUCUGAAGGCUCAGAACUCCGCCACUAUCAAGACGCAAGCAAACUCGAAUCAAGACGCGUCGAAAGCUAAAUCGGCGCAAGAUCCGAAGACGGAUAGCGAGACGUCGUCGAAAAUGGAUGAUUUCGAUUUGUUGUUAAUUGCUCUGGUCAACAUGGGAGCACUUUUGGUGCAACGUCGUAGAAAUCAUGAACGUCAUCGUCGCCGCCGGCGUGUCUGGGUACGACCAAUUAACACAAGGAGAAGACAGCAAGGAGCGUUUUACAAUCUUUUUCAGGAGAUGAAAACAGAUGAGCAAAUGUUCCACAAGUAUACACGUAUGACACUGCCAACAUUCCAGCACUUGAUGGACAUUGUUAAUCCAAGUUUAAUGAAACAAAGUCCACGGGCACUUGAACCAGAGCAAAGAGUUGCUUUUACAUUGCGAUUUCUGAUUGGAGACAAAGUUCCAGCAGUUGCUUUUGCCUAUCGUGUUGGUUUAUCAACAGUACAUAAAAUAAUUAAAGAGACGUGUGACGUAUUUGGAAGACUUCUUGGUCCUAUCUAUCUACGAGCUCCUUCAAGAGAAGAAUAUUUACAAAUUGCUGAGGGUUUUUGGACAUUAUGGAAUUUUCCACAUUGCUUGGGGGCAAUUGAUGGAAAACAUGUCGAUGCUCAAUGCCCCCCUAAUUCUGGUACGCUGUACUUCAAUUAUCACAAACGAUACAGCAUCGUACUUUUGGCUGUGUGUGAUCACAAUUAUCAAUUCACUUUGGUGGAUAUUGGGUCAAUGGGGAAGAACAGUGAUGCGGGAAUUUAUGGGAACAGCGAUUUGAAUGUGACGAAUGAGAUGCUGGAUAUUCCAGAAGGAACCAGUUGCUUAAGCGGAACCGAUAUACAAGUGCCUUAUUUUUUUAUUGGGGAUGAAGCAUUUCCCAUUGGAAAGCAUUUGAUGCGGCCAUAUGCUGGACGGUAUUUGGGGGAACGCAAAAACAUAUUUAAUUAUAGACUUUUGCGAGCCCGGCGUAUAAUAGAAAAUACAUUUGGGAUUUUGGCAAAAAAGUGGGGUAUAUAUAACAGACCGAUCGCUGCGAUUCCUGAAAAUAUCAAUAAAUAUAUUUUGGCAACUGUAUGUUUGCACAAUUUCUUAAGAAACAAAGAAGGUAAUAUUUUACAAUUUGAAAACAAUGAUAAAAUUAUUGAAAAUAACGAAAAUGGUGCAGCAUUUGCGAUGCACAUUAGGGACUCUCUUUGCAAUUAUUUUAUGACUCCAAAUGGAAUGGUCAAUUGGCAGCAUGAUUAUGUAACGAGAGAACAAAAUCAAGACUUUAUCUACACGUAA